AUGACAACGAUGUUCGUCCAACUGCGCCGCGUGGUGUACCUGUUGGUACUUCUGCAGUGCUGUACGUGUGUGGCAUAUGCGCAAGGUGAUACGACCUCAACUCAUUCUGUGGAAGAGGGUAUAUUAAUGGAAAUGGGAUAUUUGAAAGCAAAGAUGGAAGCGGAGAAGAAAAAAGUUGAGACUUUGCGUGUGUCAGUAAAAACCGUAACGAAAGAAUGGAGUGAAGCGUCGAAUCGUGCUCAGAGUGCAACAACGACAGCCAAAGAAGUUGAAAAGCUUCUUGUAGAUACUAAAGGCCGUGUUUUGCAUCUAUCUGAAAAUGAGAAUAAGAAUAUGAGUGAAUUGAAAGAAGUGUUAAGGAAGGCAGUAGAUGCAGCAAAAGAGAUCACUGAUGCCGCUGAAAAAGCAAAUUUGACAGCUAAUAAAAUAAACAAUACGGCGCAUGAAAUUCAAGAAGAGGAAACGGUUUUGCUAAGUGCGCAAUAUCAUGUUGAGAGGAUUGUUAAUGAACAUAUUGACAAGGAAGAGGAAACCAGUGUCUCAGGGGAAAAGAAAAAAAUAAAGGAAUUGGCUGACGAGUGCAAGAAAAAAGUGGAGGAAGUACAGACUUUUCUUAUGGAUGUGAGUGAGGUUACUAAAAGUGCUCACAGUUUAGCGGAGGAGGCCAAGAAACAGGCAGCAGUUGCCUCCGAUGCAGCAGCGGAACUUCAGAGAAUCAUUAAUGAAACUUACCUAGAAUGCCCAGACAUGAAAGAAGAGCUGGAUCGUGAAAUUGAGGAGGAGAAACGAAGAUUUUCUGAAACCAACACAACAAAUGAAGGUGAGAACUCACCACACAAUAAUAAGGAGUUAGACGAUUCACAUCCAAAUAAACAGAACGAAAAGGAGACAAAAGACCAGAAUACCAAUUCCACAGAAGCUGAGACGGGAAGCCAUGCAAAUGCCCAACAGCAGCAGAAUCAACAGGGCUCUGAGAAUCAAAAUGAAGAAGGCAAAGUUGAAACACAAGAGAAUAAUAAUAGUUCUCAGAGCAACACUCCAACGUCCAGUCAUUCAUCUGCUUCUGGAACUUCGUCACAAAAUAUGCUAACUAAUACUUCUUCAGCUUCAAUCCAUUUGAAUAUCUCUCAGUUAAGUGACAGCAGCAGCAGUCCUGCAUUGGUGCACAGUCCCUUAUUGCUCCUUCUUGUUUCGAUGUGUGUGCUGGGCUGCACUCUCGUUUGCUGA
Trypanosoma theileri is the source of this 1227-nucleotide messenger RNA. RefSeq lists its product as uncharacterized. The record is from RefSeq and is a predicted model, not a curated record. The coding region runs from base 1 to 1227 and encodes 408 amino acids. The transcript has a single exon. Lineage: Eukaryota; Euglenozoa; Kinetoplastea; Trypanosomatida; Trypanosomatidae.